Penicillium daleae is the source of this 183-nucleotide messenger RNA. RefSeq lists its product as uncharacterized. The transcript has a single exon. Bases 1 to 183 code for a protein of 60 amino acids. Lineage: Eukaryota; Fungi; Ascomycota; Eurotiomycetes; Eurotiales; Aspergillaceae. The record is from RefSeq and is a predicted model, not a curated record.
AUGACCGUCGGGAGGAACCGCCCCACUGAACAUGCGUAUCGCGCCGAAGAGUUCUGGGAGGACGGCACAGAGCUUCCACAGGUCGUCCGCUGUCCCGUACCAUUUGCACUGAGAACCUUGAGGGCAAGGAACUCUUGCGAGUCGCAUUCCCUGUACUUCGCUAUCAUUGCCAUGGAUAGAUAG